Molecule: messenger RNA, 1165 nt
Organism: Pangasianodon hypophthalmus (striped catfish)
Lineage: Eukaryota; Metazoa; Chordata; Actinopteri; Siluriformes; Pangasiidae
Product: 5-hydroxytryptamine receptor 7
Exons: 2
Coding region: 1-1164 (387 amino acids)
Biological process (GO): circadian rhythm; chemical synaptic transmission; G protein-coupled receptor signaling pathway, coupled to cyclic nucleotide second messenger
Cellular component (GO): plasma membrane; dendrite
Molecular function (GO): neurotransmitter receptor activity; G protein-coupled serotonin receptor activity
Source: RefSeq, a predicted model, not a curated record
AUGUCUGGCUGGAGCUCUGAGAUGCUGGAGCUGCGCUUAAUGAAGAACCAAGCAGAAGCAACAACUGCGUCCACUUUGAGUUUUCUGGGCAAUAAGAGCAGCUGUGGUGAGCAACCUCUGCCCUAUGGGAAUCCUGAGAAAGUGCUGAUCGGAGGAGUGCUUAUCAUACUCACUGUUUCCACUAUUUGUGGGAAUUUACUGCUGGUGCUGUCAGUGUGUUUGGUGAAGAAACUCAAGCAGCCCUCUAAUUACCUGGUCGUGUCUUUGGCUGUGGCGGACUUGGCCGUGGCUGUGGCUGUCAUGCCUUUCGUUAGCAUCACUGACCUUAUAGGAGGACACUGGAUCUUUGGUCAGCUCUUCUGCAAUGUUUUCAUCGCCAUGGAUGUGAUGUGCUGUACAGCGUCAAUCCUCACUCUGUGUGUGAUCAGUAUAGACAGGUAUCUUGGCAUAUCGAAGCCGCUGACCUAUCCUGUGAGGCGAAGUGGAAAGCGUAUGGCAAAAAUAGUGUUGUUUGUAUGGCUGCUUUCUGCCUCCAUCACGUUGCCCCCGUUGUUUGGCUGGGCUCAGAAUGUCAACGAUGAUAAUGUGUGCCUGAUCAGCCAGGACCUGGGCUACACCAUUUAUUCCACCUCUGUGGCCUUCUACAUCCCCAUGUGUGUGAUGCUGAUCAUGUACUACCGGAUAUACCGAGCUGUCAAAAUCAGUGUGGCCAAGCACGCCAUCACAUUCCCCCCGAGAGCUGACGAUGGUGUGACUUAUGUGUCCGCUGUGCUGAAACUGCAGAGGGAGGUGAAGGAGCGCGCUAGCUUUGUACAGCUCCUGAGGAAUGAACGCAGGAACGUGUUCAUGUUCAAGCAUGAGCAGAAGGCAGCAACCACAUUGGGCGUUAUGCUAGGAGCGUUCAGUGUGUGCUGGCUGCCUUUCUUUCUGCUCUCCACGGUGCGGCCCUUUAUCUGUGGCGUGCGCUGCAGUUGCGUGCCCUUGUGGGUGGAGAGGACCCUGCUGUGGCUGGGCUAUGCCAACUCUCUCAUUAACCCCUUUAUAAACACCUUCUUCAACCGAGACCUCAGGACCACCUACCAGAACCUCAUUUACAGAUACUUCAACCGCAAGCUCUCAGCAGCUAGCAUGCAUGAAGCACUGAAACUGCGAAACCAGAUGUGAU